Messenger RNA from Pogona vitticeps (central bearded dragon), 1387 nucleotides. Lineage: Eukaryota; Metazoa; Chordata; Lepidosauria; Squamata; Agamidae. The record is from RefSeq and is a predicted model, not a curated record.
AGAGCUUUAGUGACAGUGGUCAGCUUAGGGUACAUCAAAAGACACACACUGGUGAGAAACCACAUAAAUGCAUGGAAUGUGGAAAGAGCUUUAGUGACAGUGGUCAGCUUAGGGUACAUCAAAAGACACACACUGGUGAGAAACCACAUAAAUGCAUGGAAUGUGGAAAGAGCUUUAGUGACAGUGGUCAGCUUAGGGUACAUCAAAAGACACACACUGGUGAGAAACCACAUAAAUGCAUGGAAUGUGGAAAGAGCUUUAGUGACAGUGGUCAGCUUAGGGUACAUCAAAAGACACACACUGGUGAGAAACCACAUAAAUGCAUGGAAUGUGGAAAGAGCUUUAGUGACAGUGGUCAGCUUAGGGUACAUCAAAAGACACACACUGGUGAGAAACCACAUAAAUGCAUGGAAUGUGGAAAGAGCUUUAGUGACAGUGGUCAGCUUAGGGUACAUCAAAAGACACACACUGGUGAGAAACCACAUAAAUGCAUGGAAUGUGGAAAGAGCUUUAGUGACAGUGGUCAGCUUAGGGUACAUCAAAAGACACACACUGGUGAGAAACCACAUAAAUGCAUGGAAUGUGGAAAGAGCUUUAGUGACAGUGGUCAGCUUAGGGUACAUCAAAAGACACACACUGGUGAGAAACCACAUAAAUGCAUGGAAUGUGGAAAGAGCUUUAGUGACAGUGGUCAGCUUAGGGUACAUCAAAAGACACACACUGGUGAGAAACCACAUAAAUGCAUGGAAUGUGGAAAGAGCUUUAGUGACAGUGGUCAGCUUAGGGUACAUCAAAAGACACACACUGGUGAGAAACCACAUAAAUGCAUGGAAUGUGGAAAGAGCUUUAGUGACAGUGGUCAGCUUAGGGUACAUCAAAAGACACACACUGGUGAGAAACCACAUAAAUGCAUGGAAUGUGGAAAGAGCUUUAGUGACAGUGGUCAGCUUAGGGUACAUCAAAAGACACACACUGGUGAGAAACCACAUAAAUGCAUGGAAUGUGGAAAGAGCUUCAGUCGCAGUGGUAAGCUUAGGUUACAUCAAAGGACACAUACUGGGAAGAAACCACAUAAAUGAAUGGAAUAUGGAAAGACCUUUAGUCGCUGUGAUGCCCUUAGAUUACAGUGGUGCCCCGAUAGAUGACGGCCUCGCUGAACGACAAAACCGCAUGAUGAUGACUUCUUGUGAUCGCUAUAGCGAUUCGCAAAACAGUCAUUUUAUGGGGGAUUUUCAUUUCAGAAUGAUUUGGUCUGUGCUUCGCGGGCCGUUUGUUCACAAGAUGACGAUUCUGACAGCUUCUCAAAAUGGCGUCCCUUCGCAAAAUGGAUGGCUUCCCUUCGCAAAAUGGGUGUUUUGGGGACAGAAGCUUUGCAAGACAGCGAUUU